CUAGAAGAAACAUCACGCAAGUAUGUAGCUGAGCUAGCUCAAAGGAGCUUGGUGCAGGUUACCAGCAGAAGCAUGGCACAUCGAUGGAUUGAGAAAAUAAGGGUUCAUGAUAUUUUACGUGAUUGGUCCUUAGAAGAGGCAAGACAGGACAGAUUUCUUGAUGUCAUCGAUAAAACUUCAGGCCAAUUUGGGGCACCAUUAACUGAUAUCAUGGUAUCAUAUCAUUCUUCUUAUCAAGGCUUCAGUGGUCAGAAUUUACAGGCAAGACCUAAUCUCAGAGCCCUAACUGGCUUUCGACUUCAAUCAAUAUCCCUCCCUAAACUCAGGUUUCUUCGAGUUCUUCACAUUGAGAACUCAAGCCUACAGAAUUUCUCUAAGGCAAUUGGUGAGUGUAUUCACCUAAGAUGCCUCAUGCUGAGAAAGUGUGGACAUGUGACGACCCUGCCUUCAUCAAUUGGACAACUCCUUUACUUGCAAACUAUUGAUACAAGGGGCACUGAUAUUGGACUAGUACCAAGCUCUGUCUGGGGUAUCCCUUCUCUAAGGCAUGUUUACCUUGAUAAUUAUAUUUCUCCACCAUGGGGUGUGGAACAAAAAGAGUUGCAGACUUUGUGGUUAGAUUUUCCACAUAGUCGCCAUUUGUACUACAAUCUUGACAUGUUGAGGUUUUUGGGCCAAAUGACUCAACUAACAACCAUGAUGUUAGGAACAAACCGACCUAUUCCUGAGGAAAUGAUGAAUAUACUUGCAGACAAGCCUCGCUUGGUUGAUGUUGUACUCGAUGGUUUUUCUGAGCUUGAUAGAUGGCCUGAGAGUCAUUACUUCCCACAAGGCCUGCGAAGUUUCAGUUUAACUGCUGGUGCCAUGAAACAAGACCCAAUGCCGAUAUUGGAGAAGCUCCCAUGUCUUGUGGUGCUGAAGUUGAGUGGGUACAUUGGCCGAACCAUGUCAUGCUCUGCCGGUGGGUUUCCUCGUAUGCAGAACUUACAGCUUAUUGAUUUUCGAACAGAGGAGUGGAAGAUAGAGGCCGGGGCCAUGCCAAAGCUCUCCCACCUGAUACUCAAGAGGUUCUUUAUGAUGAGAAAACUUCCUGAGGGAUUGUUGCACCUUCAGUCCCUCAAUUACCUGGAACUAGAAUUUAUGCCCUUUAUUUCUGUUGGACAUGACAGCACAUUGAAGGAGUUGCAGCAGAAAGGAUGCAAGGUAACCUCCCUCACCCUCUUGUUCUCGUUAAGUUUAUUUUAUUUGAUUUUGCUGUGCUACCCGCGUUCGUUGCAACGAGGGAUCGAGAUGUUUGUAAUUUUUGUUUUGUUUAACUUGCUUGCGGUUUUGUUCUCUAUCUUUCCCAGCUGCAUUGUAUUGUCUGGAAUGAUAUUCUCUUGCGUGUUUUUGCAGGUGACUAAGGAUGGAGAUCCGGAUCUAAACUAACCUUGCUGCCUACGAUGUUGACCUCUAUUUCUGAUUUCUGUAUUGCCCUGCCUUACAAGUUCAUCUAUUUCUUUCUUGGCCCCAUCUUGAGCAGAACACUCACUAUUAUCAACUCUUCUCUAAUGUGUGUCUGUCUAAACCAGGCUUUGAGAGGAUAAUAUGUACUCCCUCCGUUCCGAAUUAGUUGACUCAGAUUUGUCUAAAAAGGGAUGUAUCUAAACGUGUCCAGAUACAUCCGUAUCUAGACAAAUCUAAGACAACUAAUUUGGGAUGGAGGGAGUAUGUUGUAUGCUCAUGUCGAAUGAUUUGUUUGUACGGUGGUUUAUGAUACUCUGUUGGGGCUGAGCAUACCCACACUCUAUCAUGCUCGCGCUAGCGACUACGCCAUCAUUGUGCACGUAGCACCCUAGCGCCCCUACUUGUAUUC
Molecule: messenger RNA, 1855 nt
Organism: Triticum urartu
Lineage: Eukaryota; Viridiplantae; Streptophyta; Magnoliopsida; Poales; Poaceae
Product: putative disease resistance protein At1g59780
Source: RefSeq, a predicted model, not a curated record